This is a messenger RNA of Lates calcarifer (barramundi perch), 8503 nucleotides long. RefSeq names its product potassium voltage-gated channel, KQT-like subfamily, member 5b (gene kcnq5b). Gene Ontology annotation, biological process: potassium ion transport; transmembrane transport. The transcript has 16 exons. Gene Ontology annotation, cellular component: membrane. NCBI's taxonomy places the organism in Eukaryota, Metazoa, Chordata, Actinopteri, Centropomidae. Gene Ontology annotation, molecular function: voltage-gated potassium channel activity. The coding region runs from base 1140 to 4382 and encodes 1080 amino acids. The record is from RefSeq and is a predicted model, not a curated record.
UCAUUUGCUGUAUCCGAGGGCAGCAGCCAUUCAAGUUCAUGAUGAGUCGCUUACUUACUUAAAAGUGUGUACUUGAGUCCGAGAAGGGGAAGUCCACGCGGAGGCAUAACUGAUAACGUUUUUCUUAAUACUUUCACUUCAUGUUGUAAUGACACAAAGUCAGCAGUUGUGUUCAGCUUCCAGUUUACCCCGAACAUACAGAGCGAUGUAGGUCUGAUAUCUCCAUUAAACAACAUUACCCCACCAGAGAGAUGUCUCUGAUGCCAUGUGGUGUUCACUGACAGCAGGACAGCAGAUGAUAGACCAGCCUCGAAACAAUGACAAUGGAAAUAAAACCCUAACAACGUUUUAAGAACACACAGUGUAAAAGUAGGCCUUUCUGAAUUCAAAGUCAUUUUGGUUACGCCAUAAUAUUUUCUGCAGAUGUUCAGUGAACCGUAUUCAGUGGCUACUUUUUUCUGUGGAGUCCAUGUUACCUGAUUCUGAAAAAGCGUGGGGGUAAUUUCGUACUUUGGUUCAGGAAAUUAAGUUACACGUGGAGCGACAGUUGCUCAUUUGCAUCUCUGUUUCUGCUGCCUCUGGUGCGCCACCGCCGCUUACGAACGACUUCCAGAAGCUGGCUGCUUUAAUUUACUGUAAUUUUUUUAGUGGUGUGUGGCAGAGAGAUAAAAAUCAAACUGUUUACUGUGACGCGAGAUCCAAGAUAAAGUCACUCGGGCUAAGACCAGCACUGAUGCGCGUCGUGGACGCGCAGCGUUGAUGUUGAAGCAACAGGCGGUAAAAGCGCAGAGAGUGAGAGAGCCUGUGCUGAAAAUUGAGACCAAUCUUUCCCCGAGCUUCACGGGGACGCACGCUGUGUCCGCAACUUGUUGUUUUGUCAGAUUGGAUGGCACCACGCGCAGGAAAGGCGCGGUGGAUACGUUUACGCGCGGCGGCAAUUGUGUAAAUGACAGAGGUUGAUGCGAGAGGAAGGAGGGCGGUCAAAGUGUGACGGCAAAACACUGUGUCUUGCUCUGGCAACCGCGCGCCUGUUAGACUGCACGUGUACUGUUCUUGUUCGUCCAGGGCACGGCUGCCGGCAGGAGGACACGCAUGCUUGAGAGGACCCCGGCGCACUUGAUGCCCGCUUCGGUGAUGCCAUGCCCCGGAACCACAGCGGAGACGAAGGCGGCACCGGGCUCUGGAUGAGGACGUCGCCGGGGCACCGUUCCGAAGGCUACGGCUUGAAAGAUGUGGAGUCCGGACGAAGGAUGAUGAACAACGCGGGAGACGGUUUGCUGUCAGCUUCCGCCGCCGCCGCAGGUGCUGCCGGUUCCGAGAGCCUGAGGGGAAAGCAGGGAGCGCGGCUUAGCCUGCUGGGGAAGCCGCUCAUAUACAGCGCGCAGAGCGGCCGGAGAAACGUCAGAUACCGGCGGCUCCAGAACUACCUGUACAACGUGCUGGAAAGACCGAGAGCCUGGGCGUUCAUCUACCAUGCGUUUGUGUUCAUCUUGGUCUUCAGCUGCCUGGUGCUGUCUGUGUUCUCAACCAUCCCGGCUCAUCAGGACUUCUCCUCCUACUGUCUCCUUAUCCUGGAGUUUGUGAUGAUUGUGGUGUUUGGGCUGGAGUACAUCAUCCGGAUCUGGUCCGCAGGAUGCUGCUGUCGCUACAGAGGAUGGCAGGGACGACUGCGCUUUGCCAGAAAGCCCUUUUGUGUCAUAGACAUCAUAGUGUUGAUAGCGUCGGUAGCAGUGGUGUCGGCAGGCAGUCAGGGCAACAUCUUCGCCACCUCGGUCUUGCGGAGCCUUCGUUUCCUGCAGAUCCUACGCAUGGUGCGAAUGGACCGCAGAGGAGGCACCUGGAAGCUGCUGGGCUCUGUGGUCUACGCACACAGCAAGGAACUGGUAACUGCCUGGUACAUCGGCUUCUUGGUUCUCAUCUUCUCUUCGUUCCUCGUCUACCUUGUGGAGAACAAGUUCAACAAGGAGUUUGCAACCUAUGCUGAUGCCUUGUGGUGGGGCACGAUCACCCUGACUACCAUUGGCUAUGGAGACAAAACACCAAAGACGUGGACAGGACGAAUGCUGUCUGCAGGGUUUGCCCUCCUGGGCAUCUCCUUCUUUGCUUUACCAGCAGGUAUUCUGGGCUCAGGCUUUGCUCUGAAGGUCCAAGAGCAGCACAGACAGAAGCACUUUGAGAAGAGGAGAAACCCAGCUGCCUACCUCAUCCAGGCUGCGUGGCGUUAUUAUUCCACCGACAGUACCAGACCCUACCUAGACGCCACAUGGCGGCACUAUGAGAGCCUCCUGCCUUCCCACAGGCAUGAGCAGGGAGAGUCCACCACAAGUAAAAUUCAUAGUAAUAAACAGAAGCUACUGAGGAGGUGUACCACUCGGAAACAUAGCCAGAAGUUGAGCUUCAAGGAACGGGUGAGGAUGGCGAGCCCCAGAGGUCAGAGCAUCAAGAGCAGGCAGACGUCCUCAAUGAACGACCGGCGGUCACCGGUGACUGAGUCCGGUACAGAGGGCACCAGCCCUGCUAAGGUACAGAAGAGCUGGAGCUUCAAUGACCGCACACGCUUCAGACCUUCACUCCGCCUUAAGAGCCAGUCCCGUUCCACCACUGAUGCAGACUCCAACAUGGCAGGGGAGGAUGGCUUCGACGAGAAGGGCUGUCACUGCGAGAUCUCAGUGGAGGACUUGCUGCCCUCAGUCAAGUCUGUCAUUAGAGCUGUCAGGAUCAUGAAGUUCCAUGUUGCCAAGAAGAAGUUUAAGGAGACGCUGCGUCCUUAUGACGUGAAGGAUGUGAUUGAACAGUACUCUGCUGGUCACCUGGAUAUGCUGUGUCGCAUCAAGAGCCUGCAGACCAGGCUGGACAUGAUUGUACGUCCACAGCCCCUGAGCAGCAGAGCCAAGACCUUUUCCUCCCCCUCCCUCCCUGUCUAUUACAGGCAGGGCAGAAAGAACUCCACUCAGGGAGUGGACCAAAUCCUCGGGAAGGGCCAGAUCCCUCUAGAUAAGAAGAUUCGAGAGAAGCUGCUGUCUGAUGGAGAUAUAUUAGAGGACAUGAGCAUGCUAGGUCGCGUCUGUAAGGUGGAGCGGCAGGUCCAGUCGAUCGAGUCAAAGCUCGACUCCCUGCUCGACAUUUAUCGUCAGGUUUUGCGUAAAGGCUCGUCUUCAGCCCUCACGCUCUCCUCCCUGCCUCUGUUCGAGCUGGAGCAGACCUCCGACUACCACUCCUCCGUUUUCAGCAAGGACUUGUCCUGCUCCACCCAGGUUAGCAGCGGCGGAGCACCUCCACCUGGUGGCUGCAUCACACGGUCCACCACCAACUCCCACCUUUCCCAGGGAGGACUCCAUCUCAUACUGGCACCACCCAAUGAGCUUAACCUCAAUCUCAAUGUCUCCUCUUCCACACCUCCCUCUGGCCUUGCAUCCUCCUCUUUUAGCCCGUCUCCGCUGCCUCAUCACCAUCAUCACCACCACCAUCAUCAUCCUCAUCAUACCCACCGUCAUCAUACCCAAGCUCAGGCCGCCACACCUGAAAGCGGCACUGAUGAGGCUAUGGGGAAUUCUCCACCCAUCCUCACCCCGAGUAGUAUCAGCAGUGGAGGGGGCGGAGGAGUAGGAGACAGAGGGUUUCCUCUCCUGCCGAGGCUUCCACCACCGCUUCCUCCCAGCCGAAGUGGUGGCCCGAGCAGCUUGGUGCGAGCAACAUCCACAGAGGCAUCCCCUGACAUGGAGGACUUUUGUGGAGGUCUAGGGACAAAGAUGGAGGAUAGCAGUGUCAGGGAGGACCUAGGCCUUGGGUUGGGGCUGGACAGACUGGAUCAGCAACUAAAGAGCAACACCAACAGCAAUGGCAGGCUUAAUAGCAAGGAGGAGGGCUCCUGGAGGAGGCAUAUGAGCCUGGAGCUGGAGCCCCUGGUGCCACCAACCCUGGGCUGCUGCUCUGGCCCCAGCCAGAUGGACCGAGGCUUGGGCAAGUCCAUGUCAGUGCAGGAUCUGAUGCAGGCACAUCCAGGGGCUGCCCAGGACCCCCACCACAGCCACAGCCUGUCAUCUCCAAGUCCCAGUACGAGCAGUGACUCCCCCAUUGGCUUCCACAGCUGUAGCCAAGACCCGGGGGGAGGAGGGGGCAGUGGCCUAGGCAGGAGUGGUGGAGGCGGAUGGGGUGAGGAGGACCUCUUUAUCAGUGACAGGGACAUAGAGGCGCAGGGAUUUGAUUUCCUGUCACAAGGGACUGCUGAGGCCCACACCUACUCCUCUGAGCUCCUGAGGACGGGGGGCAGAGCAGGGACAGGGCUACGGGGCUCUAACCAUAGCCUGGCCAGCGGUCACGCAUCCUCGCCCUCUGCUGGCAGCAACGAAUUGCUGAACAUGCCACAUGUACGGCUAAAAUAGACCCGGCUACAUGUUCAGAAGGCACGCAAAACUCACCUCACAGAGACAGUUUUCAUUAUUUUUGGAUGGGAGUGGGAGGGUGGAACAAGGGAUCCUUUUUUCCUUUCUUUUCUUUUUUUUGUUUGUUAAUUUUCAUUUUUGAUCCAUUUGAUAAGAAUCACAGUAUUUUCAUACGGGCUGAUCACAUAUGGCAUAUCAUUGCAUGAGUUACUCUUUGUUUUAAAGUCUGAAUGUGACUGAAUAUCUGAGAUAAAGAUGAGGGCUUGUAAAAAAAAAUAGGAACACAGACCCCAAAAACCUGAGACUUUGUUAUUAAACAAAGCCAAUUGGCCCCAAAAGACAGUUGGUUGAUAUGUGACCUUGAGACACAGCAUGAACACUGCAUGUUUUCAGUCAAAGGUACUGAGAUUAGUAAGAUACAAUUUACACAUAACAGAUAGAAGGAAGGCUGGAUGGAUACCAUAACACAUGGACAUUCCUUUGAGAUCACCACUCAAAUCUGUAGUAAGCAAUGGAAAAAAAUGAAGCUUAAUACUGUAAUGUGACCAUGUAUACAGAGCUGAAGUGAAACCGGAACGCCCAGCUUGUCUUUCAGACCACACUCAAAAUCUCAUGGAGAUUUCUAACAUUCUAACAUUGAUAAUAGGUAAAAAUCUAGCCUCUGAACAUAGAUUUUAUCAACUCUACUUUGUGUGACUCCUUUGAUGUGUUCAGUAGUCUUUUGGGAAAAGAUUUCAGUUGUUUCUUUUUAAAUAAGAAAUACCAUUUCCCAUAAGCUUUCAAUGUUAUUUAUAUAGUGCCGAAACACAACAGAAGUUAUCUAGGCACUUUUCAUAUAGAGCAGGUCUAGACCGCUCUGUAUGAUUAUUAUAUUUACAGAGAGAGACCCAACAAAUCCACCAUGAGCAGCACCAGGCAACAGUGGCAAGGAAAAACUUCCUUUUAAGAGGCAGAACCAGACUCAGGGUGGGCAGCCAUCUGCUGGGUCUGUUGGGUUGAGAAUGUGACCCAUGUAAAAAUGUAAAGUGUAUCAAUAAUACAAAAGAGGUAAUAAUAGUAAUGACAAAGUCGUAAAUGCAAAAGUAGCAAUAAUACUAGAAGCAGUGGUAGUAAUUUCUUCUAGCAGCAGGUGUUGAGUGGAGUUGUAGGAGCAGCAGGAGACUUGUCAUCACAGAUCAGACUCUACAGCUCCAGAGGCAGAAAUACCUGCAGAAAGAGACAGAGGAGGAGAGAGAGACGGAAGAGCACAAUACUACAGGAAAGAGAAGAUACUGAGUUAGUAACAUGUAUUUAUGGGAUAUGAAUCCAUACUGAUGGAGAGAGAGAGAGUGAGAGAGAGAGAGAGCUCAGUGCAUCAUGGGAGAUCUCCCAGCAGUCUAGGCCUAUAGCAGCACAACUAAGGGAUGGUUCAAGCCUGAGCCAACCCUAACUAUAAGCUUUAUCAAAAAGUUUUAAGCCUAGUCUUAAAGGUACAGAGAGUGUCUGCCUCCUGGACCCAAACUGGGAGAAGGUUCCACAUGAUAACUGAUAACUGAAGGCUCUGCCUCCCAUCCUACUCUUAGAAACUCUGGGAACCACCAGUAAACCGGCAGCUCUAGACAUUGGACAGGCAGAAUCUUACAGCUUGACAGAAGAGAUGCACUGCUGAGCAGGAGAGGAUUUCAAACAGCAGGAUGGAGAGGAGGGGAAGCUGUAGUUUGUUACACAGCAUUUAUAGAAUUGAAGAAAUAGUGAUGAGUUUAAUGGAUAUGGACCAAACCAAGUUAAGAUGAUACAAGUACCCAUGCUGCUACACUUGUAGUUUUAUUCAUGAUUUCUGUUGUUUUUAUGAAUGCUAAAAAAAAAAAUGUUGCUUAAUUUUGUUAAAUAUUUUGACUUCUACCAGCCAGUUCUGUGGUGGCAGGUGACUUGCCUUACCAGUAAACCUGGAUGUGAUGCCAUGACUUUGGCUCCAUAUACAAGAUGUCUCUGUCUCUCCAAUAAUCACGACAGGCUUCCAUACCAAAAUGAAUGUUACCUCACCGUUGCCAAACUUUUCAUUCUCUGUUCUUGUCACUAUUCCUAUUUUAUUUCCAAAAACAUUUUAGAAAAUCAGAUCAUCGCCUUAAGUUUAUAUCCUUAAAUAAUACAUUUAUCCUCAAACAGUGACUUUGGUUGCUCACAAUCUUUUCAAAAGUACCACAUCACAUAAUAGUAUAUAUAUGCAAGCUUCAGCUCCUACACUACAGGUCAGUAAUACUCAAUAUUUUUGGCGAGCGUUCUUGAAUGAGGGAAAUACAAUGUUAGCUUUCUGUUGUCUCAUGUAUCCAAUCAGCAGACUCCUGAGAGGUGCUCAAGGUGUUUAAUCAAAAAAAGUCAAAGUUCAUUUUUGUCAGUGCUGUGGUAUCACUGAGGAGUUUUAUAUUACAGUUAUAUUACAGAUGGUUUUGAGAAUUCUGCAUUGCAUUACCUCAUAACAAUGAAGUUGCUAACAGAAAUGACUUGUCUUACUUGAAACAAGCUAGUUGAAAAAAUCACACAUUUGCAUAUCAUACUGCCAACAUUAUAGGACAAAAUGUAUCAGAACUUCUGAAAUAGCAUGUGUUGGGCCUUUUUUCUUCUUUAACUUUAAAUUGGUGGGUAUAAUUUUUUGACAACCUGUUACUGAGGAGUACAGCAGGAAUGCCCAGACAGAAAGGAGAAAUGUCAGUGUUGCUGUUAACUGCCAUAUAUGUGGAUGCCACCUCUGUCAACAGUCAGUUCUAUUAUGAGGUGCAUCAUGUUGAAAGCACAUACACCCAUGUAUACACCUGCAUACGCACAUGUACAGAUAAGAAUGCCCAUGGCACACAAAGCCAGCUGUGAGGCUACAUGUCCAUUACUGCUGUGGGGAAUCUUAGGUACAGUCCACAGAGGAGAGGAACAAGGAGCAGCUGUUGCUUACAUUUCAGAUCAAUUAUGCACCGAUCAGCUGGUUUCCCAGCUGUCAACAGCCAUGGAUUGAAACACGUCAUGAAUGUCAUUUCUUGGUUUGAAGAACAGUUUGUGUUAUUUUGUCAGAGUAGGAAUGACUUAGCCAAGCACUUUGUUUUGGUUCAGAAUCACACACUGAAAAAAAUGUUCAGAAAUCUAACUCUGUAUUGUAUUUAGCUUUUUGCCACCCUGUUUUUACAUGGAAGGAAGAUGACUUUAUUUAAAUCAUGUCAAUAUUUGCUUUUUUACACACGGUGAAAUGUGGGAUUAUUUUUCACUCCUUGAAAUGGACUUGCUGCAGAAUGUUUAGUUCAUUAGCUUUGUUCAUUUUUAAGUAAUAUGAGCAGAACAUCUAUUGCUUGAACUGCUGAGCAGUGGAAUCAAAAUGACUAAUAUCCAGCAUCCACUUCCUGUUGCAUGGUGCAGAAUCAGCUGCAUCAGGUAAGGUUAGGUGGUUUUCAAGUCCAAGUUGUAGGAAAACAAUUACAGGGGCACAAGAUGCAGGUAGAUACUACCCAUAAAGCAUCCACAGACUCUGUAGUGAGUAAUCACCCUUAGCUAGCAGUACCUCAAUGAAUUCCGAAGACUUGUAUCAAAGAAUAUGUGAAGGAGGCCUGGGGUCAGUUUGCUCUCAAGAGGUGGAUUUUACUAUCCUUAAGAUACUUAAAUAUACUUUGCAUGAAGAGGUUGUCAUAUUCAAACCUGAGAAUGAAUGCCACAUCAUUAAGACAAAUCAAUAUUUAUGGUUCAAACUGAUUGCAGUGAAAGUAAAAAAAAGACCCCAGCUCUGAAGUCUUGAAAAUCUGCAGUGCAUACAGUAUAUUGGUGCCUUGCUUUUGUGGUACAUAUUCAAUUCCAUAUCUUCAAUUUCCUGAAAAGUGCAUUAGGUUCAUCUGAACAGAAAUGGUUGCACUGUCUUCAUUUUUUCUCCUUGUAAAUGUUCUAACUUGAGGCAUUAUACAGUUUUUUAUUCAGAGAUCAUUUUGCUACUGGGCAUAAAACAGGCCUUUGACAUGUUAACAUUCUCUCUCAUUUCAUUUAAUUUAUUUAAAUUAUGUGCACAUAUUUACACACUAGUAAUAAUCUCAGUUAGAUUUAUGAAGCCUGUAAUGUAAUGAAAAUGCAAGUGGACUUUUAUUCUCAUUCAUCAAUAAAGGAAAUUCUAUGAA